UUUGAACAUAUUUCACAUUGCUGUUAAACAAAGACACAUUUUCACAAUGAAGUGAACCUAAUUUAAUGUUUUUUUGUAAUAUUCUGGUAUUUUCUGAAGGCAUGCUGUCCAUUCUAUAUAUAGAUUUGAGUUGUAAAAUAUAUAUAGAAUAGCUAAGAUCCCACAUAUUAUAGGAUGGACCAAUAAUUAGAUAUCCCCACCCUAUAUGCACACAUAUUCAAAUGAAAAAUGAAGACAUUAUUUUAUACAAAGCAUGCUUUUUUUGUCUUAAGAAAGAAGAAACAUUUGCACAUGUCUCUUUAUUAUGAUUUGCAGAAAACUGUGAUGCAGUUUUUGUAUUUGCAUUUGAGGAAGGAGGCGGUGUGUAAACAGAAAGAGGAAGUGAAGAAACAGGAAGAGGAAGGAAAGGUGACAGAAUCAAAUAUAGUAUUUUAUUUUAGGAAUCAUUCAUUUUAAUUUAAAGAUGCAGAGGCUCCUGAGUGAUGGAGGAAAGGAAAAGGAAGGGAUGAAGGGAACAAGGAAAGGAGGCGAGGAGGCGAGGAGAGGAGGGAGGAGUAAAUCAGUGUUGGAGACUGACGCGGAAGGAGAAGCAGAGGAGGAAGAAGAAGAAGAAGAAGAAGAAGAAGAAGAAGACGAAGGAAACCCCAAAAUGAAAGCCCCCCUCUUCACACUUGUUGAAUAACGUUUACCUUCCAGACUCGCAGAAGCAGCUUUUUCACCGUUUCCUCCCCGGCCUGCAGUGCCUCUUUUCCGGAUCCGGACGUGCAGGGCUGCCUGCAUGGCUGCGUGCUUUGACUGAAAUAAUCAUUUCAAAGACACUUCACCCUGCAUCCAGCUCCACUGGGUCGAUAUUUGUCAUCUUUUAUUCAUUCGGCUUCCCGAGCAAAGGGAAAAGCUCCUGGAACCACACGGAGCUGGGAGAUCUGUCCGCGGGCUUUGGGUCUCUAUUCGCGGCGUGGAGGGAGAUAUCUCCAUAGUCAGAAGACUAAAAAAGGCUUUUAAACCGAGUAGCCGAGCACUACCUUCCCUGGAAUACAUGCUGUGCUUUUAACAAGGUGGAUGGACGAUUAAUAUUUCAGGGGUUUGAUAUUUUGGGGAACCAGAGAGGCGGGAGGGUCUGAUAAACACGCCGACUUAAGCGCCCUCUCCGGCGGUUAGAACCACUGGGUGGUACCGCUGUCUCCAAGCCGGGUGACUCUUCUAGAAAUCCCGUUUUACAGCAGUCUGCGUUGUUGUUGGAUCACAAAGUCGUGACACGCCUACUCUGUAUUUGUGGACCUUGGAUAAUUAUCUUCUGAGGACCGGGGGGAGCUCCAGGACUCACGCCGAGAAAGCAGCUCGGUCGCCGGGUGUGAUGUCUCGCUGCUGGGGGUGGAAUAUAUAUUUUUUAGAGCUCCAGGAGUUUUCUGCUCCACUUUAAGCUAAGACACACCCCGUGUUGUUGCACUGUUAUCGGUGUGUUGAGGAGGACAUGGCGGACUGCAGACCGGCAAACCCUGAGGCCACUGACAGCCGGACAUCGAGCCCUCUGGCCGGGAAGAAGCGGGCUCAGCAGUCCCCUGUUCCCCGGAACAAGCACCAGAUCCCGGAUCCUGGAGGACACUGCCUCCGGAAAGUCACCCUCACAAAGCCCACCUUCUGCCACAGCUGCAGCGACUUCAUCUGGGGGCUGGUGGGCUUCCUGUGUGAAGUGUGUAACUUCAUGUGUCACGAGAAAUGUCUGAAGACGCUGCGCUCAGCCUGUUCCUGCAUGACCCCGUCUCUGGUGCAGGUUCCUGUCUCUCACUGCUUCGGCCCGGCGGGUCAGAAGAAGCGUUUCUGCUCUGUCUGCAGGAAACAGACGGAGGGAAACACGGCGCUGCGCUGCGAAGUGUGUGAGCUGCACGUGCACGCUGACUGCUCUCUCUUCAGCUGUGCAGACUGCCGCAGCUCUCAGGUGGACGGCACGCUGCAGCAGGAUACGUUCCACCACCACUGGAGGGAGGGGAACCUCCCGGCGGCGGCGCGCUGCGACGUGUGUCGGCGCUCCUGCAGCUCGUCUGACGUGAUGACAGGGACGAGGUGUGAGUGGUGCGGCAUCACGACUCACGUGGCAUGCUACCUCAGCGUGCCAGCAGAGUGCACUCUGGGUCGUCUGCGCUGCAUGAUGCUUCCUCCCUCCUGCGUCCGCCUCGACUCCAGAAACUUCAGCAAGAUGCACCUGUACCGAAUCACAGAGAGCCCGGAGCAGGAUAGCUCUGAUGAUCUGGAGCCGUCUGCUGCAGCGUCUAAAGAGCCUCCGCCUGCAGAGUCAGGUAAGCAGGUGAUUAAGGUCUUUGACGGGGACGAUGCAGUGAAGCGUGGAUUAUUCCGGUUGGUCUCCAUCAGCCGAGCCACGAGGAACGAGGAAGUGGUGGAGGCGGUGUUGCGCUCCUUCUUCCUCCCCGGGGAUCCUCAGGACUUUGAGCUGAAGGAGGUCGUCGCCGUGCAGCGUCUCCAUAGCGACGACAUCCUCAACCGUAACGGGGACCAUGACAACCGUUCCCCCGACAACGGGACCCCCGACAACCGGACCCCCCCGAGGGAGGGUUGCCCCGACAACGGCUGGCUGCUGAGGCUCCGCCCCCGCAACCCCGAGGUCAUCGAGGUGUUCUCCAGCUGGAACAGGUCCUUCGUCUCGGUCUCCGUCUCUAAAGACAGCUCAGCAGAGACAGUUCUCUCAGAGGUCCUCAGGCGGCUGGACAGAAAGGAGGAGGAUGUGGUCCAGCUUCAGUCUGAUGGAGGUCUACAUGAGCAGCAAGCAAGUCCAGAGACAGACGCUGUCCCCUCAGGAGAAGAUUCUGGAGAAGCUGCAGGAGAUCAGGAAGGUGUCUUUGCGUCAGAUGAACCAGACGCGGUUGGUGGCGGUGCCGAACAGGAAGGGGGGGGUCCUCUCUGCUCAGCAGGGGGUCCAGGGAGUCUGCUGAUCGGAGGCCUGGACCCCCUGCUGAGCAGAGAGGAAUACGAGAGGCUGAUCCAGGAGCAGCUGACCAACAAGAGUCACCUGGUCUCCUUCAGUCACUUCUACUCCAGCCAAGGCGCGGUGGCGCUGCAGGUCUCGUGUUUCUCUGAGGCCGAGCGGGUCUUCAUGCUGGCGAGAGACACGAGCGUCAACGAGAAGAACCUGAGCUCUGUGGUGAUCCCAGAGAUCAUGCUGAACUGUCUCUCCCCGGACGUCUGUCCUCUGCUGGUGUUUGUGAACCCGAGGAGUGGAGGUCUGAAAGGAAGAGAUCUGCUCUACGGCUUCAGGAAGCUCCUGAACCCCCACCAGGUGUUUGACAUCUCCAACGGAGGCCCGCUGGCAGGUUUCUACUUGAGAUGUGAGGUCCCCAGGUUUCGGGUGCUAGUCUGGGGGGACGGGACCAUCGGCUGGGUGCUGGGGGUCCUGGAGGCCGUGACACAGCUGGUCUGCAGGGAACCCCCCAUCGGCAUCGUUCCUCUGGGGACAGGUAACGACCUGGCCCGGGUGCUUCGUUGGGGCUCAGGUUACAGCGGGGAGGACCCCCCUCACAUCCUGGUGUCUGUGGACGAGGCUGAGGAGGUUCUGAUGGACCGAUGGACCAUCCUGCUGGACGCUCAGCACCUCACUGAGGACGCUCACAGCUUCCUGGAGCCCCCCAAGAUUGUCAGAUGAACAACUACUUCGGUGCUGGGCAUCGACGCUGAGCUCAGCCUCGACUUCCAACCAGGCCAGCUGACCCCCCGGUUCCAUAAUAAAGGUGUGUAUGUGAAAGUGGGUCUGCAGAAGAUCAGCUGCAGCCGAAGUCUCCACAAAGAACUGAAACUGCAGGUCGAUGCUCAGGAGGUCCAGCUGCCCAACAUCGAGGGGCUCAUCUUCCUCAAUAUACCCAGUUGGGGUUCAGGUGCUGACCUCUGGGGGUCGGAGGUCGACAGUCGCUACGGGAAACCGAGGAUCGACGACGGGCUGCUGGAGGUCGUCGGGGUCACAGGGGUUGUGCACAUGGGCCAGGUGCAGAGUGGGUUGCGUUCAGGGAUCCGUAUCGCUCAGGGGAAUUACAUCCGGCUGACGGUCAGUAAGCCGAUCCCGGUGCAGGUGGACGGGGAGCCGUGGAUCCAGCCGCCAGGACACAUCAUCAUCUCUGCAGCCGGACCCAAGGUCAGGAUGCUGAGGAAGUCCAAACAGAAGCAGAAGAAAUCCUCCGCCUCGAAGGACGGACGCUCUGAAAGCCCGUCCUCCAGAGACGCAGCACACUGACCCCCCCCCCCCCCCCUGGAGAUCAGUUUCCUGCCUUUAACAGGCUUCCUGCUGCAACUGGGCGGCCAUUUUGGUUCUUGCUGUGAUGUACAGCCUGCAGACAGCGACAGGAAGUCCCGAAGGUUUAACUACAUCCUGCUGACUGAGCACUUCUCAUAUUCAGCAACUUAAAUGAACUUUCUUACUUUAAAACACAAGAGUUAUUAAUAGACUUUAAAAGCGUCUGCAUAGUUGACAAUUCCUCAGUAUGGAUAAGCUUCAAAGAGUCGAUCAAAAUUCAUCUAUUUAAGGAGUUUCUGUCCAGGUGUGACUGUAUGUACAGUAAGUAGGAGUCUAUUGUUAUUUAGUUGUGAUAAUAAUGUGCAGCUAUAUUAGAGAUGAUGUAUUAUAACUGCAGAGACUGACAGGCAGUUUCUGCACAAAGCUGUAACAACAUAACAUAAUCUAAACCACAAAUCUCUGCUGGAGACUGAGCUGGCUUUCUUCUCCUUCUGCUGCUGCUGCUGCUGUUGCGUGAAAUCCUUUAGUGAUGCUGGUUUCAGAUCAAUUUCAUGUUUUAGUGAAGCUCUUUAAAAGCGAAUAAGCGUGCAGAAUCAAACAUGUGUGCAGCUUCAGGGCGGAAGAUAUUAAAAAUAAAAGUCAGAUCAGUUGGAGCUGUGGGAGAAGCACAGUUUGUGUUUCAGCAACAACACCGACUAUUGUUAGGAUUAAAAGGAAAUGUUGUUUAUUUUCUCAUCAUCUUGUUAUAAAAAUGACUUGGCACACACUUUGUGAUAUGGAAAAGUAUUACGGGGAAGGCAUAAGAAGAAAAAAUGAGAAGAAAAAACGUAUUAUUUUUGCUUAACGUUGAGAAUAAAGUCAGAUUUAGAUGCAUAAUUGUGCCAGACCUGAGAUGAAAGUCAGAGCAGAAACGUGUCUUGCCUUUUGAGGAAUAAUGUUGAAAUGUAAAAAAUAAUCUCAACAUUUCAAGAUCAAAUCCAGACUACUAGCGUUAGCAUAUAGCAACUUUGUCAUGACAUUUGGACUUUUUCUGGAGCUAAAAUACAAAAAUCUCCCCUCAUUGUUCACCCGUAUGCCUGGCACUACUGUUCAUUAAUAACUUGUGAGCACAGAAUAAUAUAUCUUAUAUCUUAUGUGGAUUUGAAGACCUGGCAGCUUCAUUAUCUCCGUAUGCUUUUCACUCAAAUGUAGAUACUCACCAGAUGGAGAUCACAAGAUGAAUUGAAUAGCAUAAGCUAUGGCUAAGUGAUUAAUAUCAAAGUGACCAAGUUAGCGACCUUAACCGAACAAUUUUCUUCCAAGAUAUUUGGUAUUAUUAAAAACGAGUGCUGGUAUUUCACAGUCAAAAAAUGCUUAAAAACACGAUUGGAUAGCGUACUACAGCGUUAGCUAAAAUUAGCUUGUGAAACACGAUUAACAAAUGAAUUAAGAUGGUGUUGUUGCUACGAUACAAACUGUGCUGUACGGGAUGUUUUCAGUAAACAGCGGUGAUGUCUGACUGACUUUCUCUUCUUUCCAUCUUCUUAGAUAGCAGUUAGCUUGUUGAGUUGUUAAGGAACAAACUCAGAACUUAAAUUAGAAAAAUCUCUGCUAUUAAUUAUUUAUAAUGGCCAAAACUGUUUUAUAAAUCCUUAAAUGUUUAGAACAGAAAGCUUGCCCUUUUUGAAAUUUACAAAAUCGUGUCAAUGUUUGCAAAAAGACAGGAACUUGCCAGAAAACUAGCUAUUCAAGGCUACUAGCAUUACAGCGCCAUCACUAGCUUUCAAGUGGGUAAAUGUUAACUGGAAAGCUUUCUAGUGUGCCAAAAAAAAGAGCAUAAUUUGUAAAGAAAUUUACAAAAAUGGGGACACAAUGUGUCGUCAAGACUGAGUCAAAUACAUUACAGGUAGCACCAGAACAUACCUAGACAACUAGCUACAUUAGCAAGCUGGUAGCUAACUAGCUUGUCGCAACACAUUUAAAAUAAAGUAAAUAUUAUAGAGAGAAAUUAGGAGUAUGGACAAGAAUGAAACCCAUGAUUGUGAUGUUAGCUUGAAAAGUAGCUACAUUAAAGUGCCGUUACUAGCCUGUUUGCGUUUACAGCUAGCUAGCUUGCUUGUAUGCCAAAAUAAUACUUAAUUUGUAAAGAAAAUGGAGAAUAAGAAUUAGAAAAAUGUGCAGAGAUAAUGUGCCACUGCAACUGAGUUCAUGUGUUUACAGAUAGCAUCAGAAACAUCGAAAUAUGCUCAGUCAUGCUAGCUUGUAAAAAAUUGAAUUAAAUCAAAAUUCAAUACAUUUUUGGGAGAAAAAUAUUGUAAACUAAGAAUAUAGAUUAACUUAAAGGUUAAAACACAAUGUUAGAACUACACACUUGCUAAGAAGCUAGCUAAAUUACUAGCUAAAGUGACGAGAAACAUUGCUAGCUUGAAGAGCUAGUUAGCUUGUAGGCUAGUUAGCAAGCUAUAGGCUAUUGCCAAAACAAAACUUAACUUGUCAUUCAAAAAUAAUAUAAGGCAAUACAUUAAUAACUUACUAACAAGACGGAGUAGGAUUAUAUUGAUCUCAUUAUUAGUUAUUUUAAAGGAUUUAUUUGCAAUUUGAAGGUAAAAUUGCGGAAUUUAGGAACAAUUUAUUAAAAAAACGUCAGAAUAAAUUAGUUGAAAGGACUAAAAUAACAUCGUCAGGCACACAAUAAUUAUCAUAUUUUAUUAUAAGGCAGCCCCUUGUACGUUAUCCGAUCUGCAAUCCUAAAACAAUAACACUGAAUUAUUUUUUUACUUUUUAUUGUUAGAUUUUCGCUGUUAUUGUUGAUUUGCUGCCACUAGGACUUCUCUUAAAGACGAGCUUCAGCUGCCAGUUUACACUUAAAGACACUUACAGCAGGAUUUAAUGAAAGAGGAACUUCGCACACAUUCCUAGAGUUGCUUUAAGUGAAGAAACACAGAUUGAAAGACGAGGGAUCUUCCUCUGAAGGUCCGUAGCCACAGCAGUAUUAAAUCACUGUACUUUGGUCGAUAUAUUUAGGUGUUUUUAACCUGAAAUCUGUGUUAACUGGAUCAUGUUUGGUGUUUUUUCGGUGCUAGAAGGUUCGUUAUAGUUCUGUGUUUGACUUCAAGGAUCCUGUUUUAAUUCAAAGCCUCACACCGAUGCUUUGGAUGAAGGUGGAUCCGUCAUCAGUGGCAUUACCUGUUGGUUUCAUUAACUGUGGAGUGAAAUGCUUCUUCAGUCGACACUGUAUAGUUUGUGCACAUAGAAGCUGUUGCAGUGUGUUAUUACUAGUGUUGUGAAUUUACAGCAGUGUUAAACAUCCUCUUCCUUCACA
Messenger RNA from Trematomus bernacchii (emerald rockcod), 7535 nucleotides. RefSeq names its product diacylglycerol kinase theta-like. Gene Ontology annotation, biological process: lipid phosphorylation; intracellular signal transduction; diacylglycerol metabolic process. The record is from RefSeq and is a predicted model, not a curated record. Gene Ontology annotation, molecular function: ATP-dependent diacylglycerol kinase activity. NCBI's taxonomy places the organism in Eukaryota, Metazoa, Chordata, Actinopteri, Perciformes, Nototheniidae.